AUGUGGUGUUUUAAGUGAAGUGCAGCUACAUCACGUUUGCAGACUGGAGGAUAAGAGAGGAGAUGCACAAAAGCUGUAUGUGAGAUUGCUGAUUGAAAGCAGACUCCCGUAGAUCUGGGCCAUGGAUGAAGGGUUGACGCCUUUGGACUGCUUGCUCCCCUCAGGUAAACAGAAGAUUUGCCUGAUUAUUCUCAACCAGCCCAUUGAUGAAGACUACCUGCACGUUCUGUGGAAGAAAGCGCUGUUAAAGGCCUGUGCUGAUGGAGCUGCCAAUCACCUUUACAACGUCUCCGCUGGAUGCCGCGACAGCUUCCUGCCCGACUAUAUCAGUGGGGAUUUUGAUUCUAUUACGGCAGAAGUGAAAGCUUUCUAUGCAGACAAGGGAUGCAAACUCCUGGAAACCGCUGACCAGGAUUUCACCGAUUUCACCAAAUGUUUGUCCAUAAUGUUGGAGCAGAUCCGACAGCAGCAGUUGCAGGUCGAUGCCAUUGUGACCCUUGGAGGCCUCGGUGGAAGAUUCGACCAAACCAUGGCCUCUAUAGAGACUUUGCACCACAGCCUCAACAUGACGACUCUCCCAGUCUUCAUUAUCCAAGAAACAAGCCUGGCCCUGCUGCUCCGGCCCCAGGGCAGCCACAGACUGGAGGUGGACACGGGGCUGGAGGGAGACUGGUGCAGCCUGAUCCCUGUCGGCGGGCCCUGCCAAACGAGCACCACUGGACUCAAAUGGAACCUGGACAAUCAGGUCCUGCAAUUUGGGAAACUGGUGAGCACGUCCAACACCUACGAACCAAAGCCCCCAGGAGAGCCAAGAAACCCUGUGACGAUCUCCACGGACCAGCCUCUACUGUGGAGCAUGGCCAUCCGCAAACCAGGAGACUGAAGAUAAACCUUUGUAUUGAGGCCUGUUCGCGUGAAAAUGCCAAAGUGUGAACAGUUACUCCGCAUUCCUUAAAAGCCGAUCUCUGAAGCGGCCAAAGUGUGGGCAGUUUGAAUGCCUUAAAAGCCAAUCUCAUAGUUGCCAGACAAGAAAAAAAAAAGCAUUUUACCCAGUGGACCACCUUGAAUAACCUUAGCAUGUUUUUU
Molecule: messenger RNA, 1086 nt
Organism: Periophthalmus magnuspinnatus
Lineage: Eukaryota; Metazoa; Chordata; Actinopteri; Gobiiformes; Gobiidae
Gene: tpk1
Product: thiamin pyrophosphokinase 1
Exons: 9
Coding region: 122-883 (253 amino acids)
Biological process (GO): thiamine diphosphate biosynthetic process; thiamine metabolic process
Molecular function (GO): thiamine binding; ATP binding; thiamine diphosphokinase activity
Source: RefSeq, a predicted model, not a curated record